AUGACUUCUAGUUGUAUUAGGGAGACCGCUAGAGAGGUAUUGGGUGUCUCAAGAGGUCAAUCUAGCAAACACUGGGGAGACUGGUGGUGGAAUGAAGAGGUUAAGAGAAAGGUAGAAUAUAAGAAGGUGGCUUAUGCUAAGUUGGUUGCGAGCAGGGAUAAGGAGGAAAGACAGACGAAUAAGGAGGAGUAUAAGGUAUCUAAGAGAGAGGCUAAUUUAGCAGUUACGGUAGCUAAGACUGCAGCUUUUGAGCGCCUGUAUGCGGAUUUAGAGGAGAAAGACGGAGAUAAUAAGUUGUAUAGGCUGGCUAAGGCCAGGGAGAAAAGGGCUCAUGACCUUGAUCAGGUGAAGUGCAUCAAAGGUGAGGAUGGUACAAUGUUAGUGGAGGAUGCUCUCAUUAGGGAGAGAUGGAAGUCCUACUUCAAUAAACUUUUGAACGACGAGGGGGACAAAGGUUUUAUGUUGGGGGACUUGGAGAAUUCUGAGGAGUGUCAAAAUUAUGGGUAUUGUAGGUAUAUCAAGGUUGAGAAGGUCAAGAGAGCUAUUCGCAGGAUGAGGCGGGGUGGAGUUAAUGAUAAGUUGGAAAUGUGGAGGCAGACGCUUGAGUCUAAAGGAUUUCGGCUAAGUAGAGCCAAGAUGGAGUACUUGGAGUGUAAGUUCAGUGAUGUCUCGCAGGAGGCUAGAGUGGUUGUGAAGCUAGAUUCUCAAGCCAUUCAGAAGAUGGAGAAUUUCAAGUAUCUAGGGUCUAUGAUUUAG
Molecule: messenger RNA, 756 nt
Organism: Capsicum annuum
Lineage: Eukaryota; Viridiplantae; Streptophyta; Magnoliopsida; Solanales; Solanaceae
Exons: 2
Coding region: 1-756 (251 amino acids)
Source: RefSeq, a predicted model, not a curated record